Messenger RNA from Aspergillus aculeatus ATCC 16872, 1797 nucleotides. RefSeq names its product Lectin C-type domain protein. Bases 1 to 1797 code for a protein of 598 amino acids. The record is from RefSeq and is a predicted model, not a curated record. The transcript is spliced from 2 exons. NCBI's taxonomy places the organism in Eukaryota, Fungi, Ascomycota, Eurotiomycetes, Eurotiales, Aspergillaceae.
AUGAAGUUCGAUCCCGAUAUCAUUCUCAAUGCGACGCAGUCGGCUGUCUUCCUGAGCGAAAGAGACGUCGCCGGCCAGAUCCCGCUGAAUUUUGUCACCACCUCAUCCGUCUCGCUGCGCGCAGCAUGCUUCAGCAACAAUAUCUAUGACGAAGAUGCGGCGGGGCGAUGCAUCUCGAACCUACUCACGGUCGGAUAUCGUCGCUUGAUCGUGGACUUGUACUGGUCCCCCGACGAACGCAAAUGGCUGCUUUGCCCGGUCUCGAUACCAGAGGACGCGACGGUCGUCAGUGUCUCCGGCACCGCGACCGAAACUGCGACCGCGACCGCGACAAAUGCCGCGCAGGCGACUGUCACCGCGACGGCUAGUUCCUCGGGGUCGCUGCUCUACGAGCUCGGCUCCUACCGGUGCACCACCAAGGUCGACCUCGACGGGCUGAUCGACGUGCUCCGGGGCCUGUUCCAGCGCACCAGCACCGAGCUGACCGCAUACAUCCGCUUCGUCACAUUCAACCUGCACACUGCCGCCAGCGCCGCGCACCCGGACGAAGCCGCCUCGGAGCUGACCGGCGGCCAACUGCCCACGGGCUCGGACACGCUCAACUCCAUCUUCGACGACCAGCUCUCCUCGUACGUCUACACUCCGUCGGAGCUCGCCUCGGAGCGCGCCAACCUCAACGAAUCCUGGUACGAGGUGGACGACAGCUACAAGCCGAUCACGGAUUACUUCACCGUGGACUCAGACGCCAACGGCAUCCAGAGCACGCCGGACGGGUGGCCGUGCGGGAAGUUCGUGCAGCUGGCGCGCGAGAAGCGACUGCUAGUGGAAUACGGCACCGUCGACCCGCAGCUGCAGGGGUACGACCUGUCCGCGGCGCACAGCCUGAUCUUCCCGGCGCAUUACCUGUCCUCGACGAUCUCCAUCUCCGUCGACGCGGCGGGCCAGCUCGACUCGACUUGCUACUACGUGCCGGGCGCCACCGGCAUCGCGGACGCCAACUCCUCCUGGGCGAUCUCCGACUACAUCCCGGUCCCGACCGGACAGUCGCGCAAUGCCACCAUCCAGGAGAUGUCGGCUGUUUCGGUCAACCUGACGGCGUGCGGCCUGACCCCGUCGCUGAACGACACGCUCUUCAACACCACCGCCGCAGACAGCAUCACCCCCUACGAGCAGCUCUCCAUGGCCACCUCCUGGGCCUGGUCCAUCCACCAACCCGCCGACACCUCAACGUCAUCCUCAGACUCCGACUCAGACACCUCCGCAAACAACCACUGCGCCGUCAUGGACCUGAGCCUAGCAGGACACUGGCGCGCCGUCAACUGCACCCUCACGCGCUACGCCGCCUGCCGCGUCAGCUCUGCCCCCUUCACGUGGCGCCUGUCCGCGACGGCGCACUCCUUCGCCGACGCCUAUAACCACGCCUGCCCGCCCAACACCUCGCUCUCCAUCCCGCGCACCGGCGUCGAGAACUCCUUCCUGUACCACUACCUCCUCACGCAGUCCAACGUCCUCAACCCCACGGCCACGGCCGCCAACAAAAGAGAAGUCUGGCUGGAUCUCAACUCCCUCGACGUCACCUCCUGCUGGGUGACGGGCGGGCCCGACGCGGGGUGUCCGUACGCAGCCGACCCGGGCGAGCUGGAGCGCCGCACCGUGCUCGUGGCCGCCAUCGCCGGCAUCGUCAUCUGCAUCAUCGCCGCCUUGACCCUGUUCGUGAAAUGCAACGCGAACCGCCGCAAUUCCCGCCGGAACAAGCGCGUCAUCAAAGGGUGGGAGUAUGAGGGCGUUCCUUCUUGA